AUGGCUGGGAUGGAAGAAUUUCCAGCGGUCCUCUCAACUACCGACGAACCGGAGAUUUUUGGUAGGACCCAAGAUGUAGAAUGUAUAGUAAGCAAGUUGGUUAGUGAAGAUUGUCCUCUCAUUUCUAUAGUUGGCAUUCAGGGAAUUGGCAAGACAAUGCUCGCUCAGCCCGUUUGCAACAAUGAGAGGAUGAAGAGACACUUCGAUAAAAUGUUUUGGGUCUGUAUGUCGGAUGAUUUGGAUGUGACCAAGCUCACCUAUAAGAUCAUACAAUCUUCAAACUGGUUGAGCAAUGAUCCAUACAAGUUGGACUCAAUGCGGCGGAGUCUUCAUCGAUGUUUGGACGGGUCGCGGUUUUUGCUAGUGUUGGACGAUGUUCGGAACGAAGAUGAUGUGAAAUGGGAGCAAUUGAAGAUUUCCCUACAAAGAGGGGCUCCAGAAAGCAGAAUUCUAGCCACCACUCGGCGCCACAAAGCUGCAGUGGUAAUGGAUUCUGCUUACAUAUAUGAUUUGGAUGCUUUAUCGGAGAGUGAGUCUGUGUCCUUGUUCUAUUCCAAUGCUUUUGUUGGAAGGGGAACAGAAGUGCGACCGGAGCUAGAAGGGAUUGGUAGGGAAAUCGUCAAGAAGUGCAUAGGCAUUCCUCUUGCAGUGAAGAUGGUAGGCUCUCUUGCGCUUCAAGAGAACAGAACAAGAUUGGCGAUCAGUCUUGGAAAGUGA
Magnolia sinica is the source of this 717-nucleotide messenger RNA. RefSeq names its product putative disease resistance protein RGA3. The record is from RefSeq and is a predicted model, not a curated record. The transcript has a single exon. Gene Ontology annotation, biological process: defense response to fungus. Gene Ontology annotation, molecular function: ADP binding. The coding region runs from base 1 to 717 and encodes 238 amino acids. Lineage: Eukaryota; Viridiplantae; Streptophyta; Magnoliopsida; Magnoliales; Magnoliaceae.